Messenger RNA from Menidia menidia (Atlantic silverside), 3681 nucleotides. Lineage: Eukaryota; Metazoa; Chordata; Actinopteri; Atheriniformes; Atherinopsidae. The record is from the annotation of a GenBank genome assembly.
GAAAAGCCAUUUUGUUGUGCUAGCUAGCUCACUGGUAGAGAUAGCCACCAAUAACAUGAGUCUGUUAUGUCAACGCUAAUUAUGUCGCUUUUUUGUUUUGGUUUAGUUUUGCAUAAAAGAGUGAUGUCUCUCGUUAAAAGCUGCAAGUAGUCAGUACUGACAUGGAAUUGCCAGCGAAGCUAGAGCGUUGUGAAUAAGACGGAAAGUGGUCGCUGAAGUGUGCUGCAGUUUAGAUAACAGCACUGUUAGCUAGCAGUGUGUUUACUUAGCUGUGGGUAGUUAUGUUUUCUGAUUAACCAGCCCUAUGGUAGUCUAUAUUUACUUUUACAUCUCACUUAAAUAGGCCGCGAACAACUGUGCUUCCAAACCAAAGGCUUGUGGUUCAACAAAGAAACAGUGUUGCUGACUGAACAAGCAGGCGGCAGAACAAUCCAACAGUAAUUUAGCAAAACACUUGAACCAUACUGCGUUAAGCCAAACGCGAUAAUCUGAUAAUGGCAGAGGACACCCGACAGGACAAGAGGACCAGCUUCUCGGCUCUAACAGAGCACAGCACAAACAGGAUGGCCAGGACGUCCGCUGUGGCUUCGGGCAAAACGGGCGCCUCAAAGAAAUUAGUGAUCAAGAAUUUCAAAGACAGGCCAAAACUAGCCGAGAACUACACAGAGGACACGUGGCUGAAGCUUCGGGACGCUGUCGGUGCCAUCCAGAACAGCACCUCCAUCAAAUACAACCUGGAGGAGCUCUAUCAGGCGGUGGAGAAUCUGUGCUCCUAUAAAGUUUCCCCCACGCUGUACAAGCAGCUUCGGCAGGUCUGUGAAGAUCACCGAAUGAAUCGUUGCUGGCAGGACCACUGCAGGCAAACUAUAAUGAUCCGAAGUAUCUUUCUCUUCCUCGAUCGGACCUACGUGCUUCAGAACUCUCUCCUGCCCUCCAUUUGGGACACAGGGUUGGAACUUUUUCGUACCCACAUCGUGAGCGACGGUGCUGUUCAGAAGCGGACGGUUGAAGGCAUCCUGGAGCAGAUAGAAAUGGAGCGUAACGGAGAGACUGUAGACCGCAGCCUGCUCCGAAGUCUUCUGGGCAUGUUGUCCGACCUGCAGGUUUACAAAGACUCCUUUGAGGAGAGAUUUUUGACAGAGACCAACCGUCUCUAUGCCGCCGAAGGACAGCGACUGAUGCAGGAGAGAGACGUACCUGAGUACCUGCAUCAUGUGGCUCGGCGUCUGGAGGAGGAGAACGAUAGAAUCGUGAGCUACCUCGACCAGAGCACUCAGAAACCUUUAAUCAGCUGCAUUGAGAGGCAGCUUUUAGGCGAACACAUGACUGCAAUCCUGCAAAAAGGUCUGAGCAUUCUGCUGGAUGAGAAUCGUAUUACUGAACUAGCCCUCCUCUACCAACUCCUCAGCAAGGUGAAGGGAGGACUAACCACACUGCUGCAGUUCUGGAGGGAUUACAUCAAGUCGUUCGGUGGAGAGAUUGUGUGCACUCCAGAGAAGGACAAGGACAUGGUUCAAGACCUGCUGGACUUCAAGGACAAGAUGGACAACGUGGCACUGAGCUGCUUUGCAAGAAAUGAAGCAUUCAUCAACGCCAUGAAGGAGGCCUUUGAAACUUUUAUUAACAAGAGGCCCAACAAGCCCGCUGAGCUCAUUGCUAAGUAUGUGGAUUCUAAAUUAAGAGCCGGGAACAAAGAGGCAACAGAGGAAGAGCUGGAGAGGAUUCUGGACAAGAUCAUGAUAAUCUUUCGCUUCAUACACGGAAAAGACGUGUUUGAAGCCUUUUAUAAGAAGGACUUGGCCAAGCGUCUGCUGGUUGGCAAGAGUGCCUCUGUUGAUGCUGAGAAGUCCAUGCUCUCUAAACUCAAACACGAAUGCGGAGCGGCAUUUACCAGUAAGCUUGAGGGGAUGUUUAAGGACAUGGAGCUGUCCAAAGACAUCAUGAUCCAGUUCAAGCAGUACAUACAGAACCAGAGUGAUCCGAGCAACAUAGAGCUCACCGUCAACAUCCUCACGAUGGGCUACUGGCCCUCAUACACACCUAUGGAGGUCCACUUGCCCUCAGAGAUGGUCAAACUUCAGGAGGUGUUCAAACUGUUCUACCUGAGUAAGCACAGUGGGAGGAAGCUGCAGUGGCAGCCCACACUGGGCCACGCUGUGCUAAAGGCGGAGUUUAAAGAGGGGAAGAAGGAGCUGCAGGUGUCCCUGUUCCAGACGCUGGUGCUGCUCAUGUUUAACGAGGGAGAGGAAUUCAGCAUGGAGGAGAUCCGCACUGCCACCGGCAUAGAAGAGGGAGAGCUCAGGCGCACGCUGCAGUCUCUGGCAUGCGGAAAAGCACGCGUCCUCAACAAGAACCCCCGAGGGAAAGACGUGGAGGAUGGGGACCGCUUCAAUUUCAACAACGAUUUCAAACACAAACUGUUCCGCAUCAAGAUCAACCAAAUUCAAAUGAAAGAGACGGUUGAGGAGCAGGUAAGCACCACAGAGCGAGUGUUUCAGGACAGGCAGUAUCAGAUUGAUGCAGCUGUUGUGCGCAUCAUGAAGAUGAGGAAAGUCCUCAGUCACAACUUACUGGUAUCUGAGCUCUACAACCAGCUGAAGUUCCCAGUCAAGCCUGGGGAUCUGAAGAAGCGGAUCGAGUCCCUGAUAGAUAGAGACUACAUGGAACGUGACAAGGAGACUCCAAACCAGUAUCACUAUGUUGCCUGAAGGCGCGCCGCUGUCACCGCCGUGCUUUUCUCACAGCAAGCGUACAGCUGGCCCCACAGCACAAGAUCACAGCCACCCCACUCUCCUCUGGUGCCCAUCUUUCCCUCCAUCCUCAGUCCUAGACACAGCGUCCAGAGGACCCAGAGCUCCAGAGAGACGAGAGACUUGGCCGUGCUGUUCCCAUUCUGCAAAAUCUUUAGUGGGACUCUGAGAUUGGGCUGGAGGAGUAGCCCGGGCUGUUGAUGGUUGGUUUAUGUGACUUUAAAAUCCGCUAAUGCAAAACUCAACUGAAAAUAACUAGCACUUUCCGUUUUUUGUUUUUGUUUUGUUUUUGUUUUUCCUGGAAUUGGGUUUGGUUUUUUUCUUCUCCGUCACAUCAUUCUAAAUCACUUAUUUUCUAUCAUAGCUGGUUUGUCAUGAGUUUUAAGUUUUAAUUGUGUAUUUUUUUUUUUGGUUUGAGGCGUUUCUCCCUUUGAAUGGCUGCAUUAGUGCUGGCUGUGAAACCGAUGAGCUGGUCGCUUUUGCUGGUUAGAGAAGCAUUUGUUGAGGAUAAACAAAGAGAGACUUGAGAGUGACGAAGAGGAGCGGAAAGAUCAAGGCUUAUUGUUUGUAACACAGGGCGCAUAAUGAGGUGCAGGCCAGCCACUUGGGUAUUACUUUUGGUAUCUUGUCUGUUUUGACCAAAAUGUCCAAUGUCACGUACCGAUGUUUUUGUAGAUCAGAUUGUAUUGUAUGUAAGAGUGUGAAAAGUGAACCUGAAUAAAUGGAUAUUUAAUGAUUCAAAGAAUGAUUUUGAAUAAGAGACUAGUAAUUUUUUUUAAUGGUUCAGAUGUCUUAGUUUGUUUUUUCCCUGUUAGAUUUUCAAUAUAUUAUUGUUCUUUUGGCUUCAUUUACACACAAGCCUCAAGUCAACUGAUUUAAUUCUGUAAUGUGGUUGUUGGCAAAGGAUAUGUGAGUUUAUACUGGUGAAAAG